Messenger RNA from Ramularia collo-cygni, 6645 nucleotides. RefSeq names its product probable pre-mRNA splicing helicase. The transcript has a single exon. The record is from RefSeq and is a predicted model, not a curated record. Bases 1 to 6645 code for a protein of 2214 amino acids. Gene Ontology annotation, molecular function: ATP binding; nucleic acid binding. Lineage: Eukaryota; Fungi; Ascomycota; Dothideomycetes; Mycosphaerellales; Mycosphaerellaceae. Gene Ontology annotation, cellular component: nucleus.
AUGGCGGACUCGAAGAAAGGCGGCGGCGGCGCCGGCGGGGGUGGCGGCGACAACAAUCUGGCCCAAUACAAAUAUGGAGCCAUGUCCAACCUGGUCCUGCAAGCCGACAAACGAUUCGUCAGUCGUCGCGGCGAUGAGACCACCGGUGACCCGGAAUCACUCGCUGGAAGGAUAAAUCUUGGCGAAAUGGGAUCACGAACAGCGCGCGAAAAGGCUCCAGUUUCUGCCGCGACACAGGAUCAGGCGCGGAAGAGAAAACGAACGGAGCCUGUACAGAGUUCGCGAGCGGCAGGAAUCCUCAGUCAGCAGGAUAUGAAUAUUGAGGGACUGCGAUAUCGACCACGAAUCGCCGCCACGAAAGAUGUCUAUGAUUUGAUCUCGACGAAUGUGGCGCAAAAAAUGGGAGGGGAUUAUGGGAUUGCCAUUACUGCCUCUGCGACCGACUCCGUGUUGGAAUAUCUCAAAGAUGACAGCWUGAAGGAUUUCGACAAGAAGAAGGAGAUUGAUGACAUUCUGGGAAUCACCACUUCGAGUAAGGAAUUCAACCAGUUGGUGAAUCUGGGGAAGAAGAUUACGGAUUAUGAUGCACAGGAUGAGGAUGAGGAAAUGGGCGAAGGUGCGCAAGAAGAGGCCGACAUGGACGAACAACAGGGCGUGGCUGUGGAGUUUGAGUCCGAGGACGAGGAUGAGGACGCUGGUCGCACAUUCGAGGUUCGAGAGGAGGAUGACGAGUCGGAGAAUGAUCUUGCCAUGGGGAACGAGGAGGAGGAGGCUGCCGAGGAUGGCGCUGGUCCACCUCCCGAUGCUGAUGGUGGCGAGGAAGAGGAAGAUGACGGCAUGGUAAUAGAGAAUCGGUCGCGAAGGAGUGGCAAGGCAGGCCAAGAUCCGGACAUUGUCCCCGCACAUGAGAUCGAUGCAUACUGGCUGCAACGGCAGAUUGGACAAAUCUACGAAGACGCUCACAUCCAGACUGAAAAGACUCGAGAUGCGGAGACGAUCAUGGCUGGAACGGAUGCUGAGGGCGAGGAAAAGGCCUUGAACGAGGUGGAGAACGACCUCAUGGAGCUAUUCGACUAUGAACACCACGAACUGGUCGGAAAGCUUUUYAAGAACCGGGACAAGAUUAUUUGGGUCACACGAUGGCGAAGGGUUGCAGAAGACGAUGCUGCUCGGGAGGCCGUCGAAAAGCAAAUGGUCAAUGCCGGGCACGCAAGUAUAUUAAAGGAGAUUCGUGGCCGAGAUGAUGCCCCUGCGAAGACAACCAAGCUGCAAGUCAAACUUGAUCCAAUGGAUCUGGACGCCAGACYCCCCGCCAAAGACGAAGAAGAUGUGAARAAGGAGGGUAUUGUGGGUGGUCUGCAACCGAGGAAGACACUAAACCUGGAGGACCUCAAGUUUGAACAGGGCAAUCACCUCAUGACCAACAACAAUGUGAAGCUUCCACAAGGAUCGACCAAGCGAACCUUCAAAGGAUACGAGGAAAUUCACGUUCCUGCGCCGAAGCGGAAGCCUAGUCCGAAUGAGCGGCCAUUGAUUCCUACCACAGACCUCCCUGCCUGGGCCAGAGCAGGAUUUGGAAGCUCAACAUCUCUUAACCGCAUUCAGACCGAGUGUUACCCAUCCGCUUUUGAGGAUGAUGGCAAUAUGCUCAUUUGCGCUCCUACUGGGUCUGGAAAGACGAACGUGGCAAUGUUGACGAUGCUGCGAGAGAUUGGCAAGCACCGCGAUCCCACGACAGGUCACAUCAACCUCGAAGCUUUUAAGAUCAUCUACAUUGCACCGCUGAAAGCCCUGGUCCAGGAACAGGUCGGCAACUUUGGCAAACGUCUUGAAGCUUACGGCAUCACCGUGUCUGAGCUUACUGGUGACAGACAACUCACCAAGCAGCAAAUCGCAGACACCAAUGUUAUUGUCACAACCCCUGAAAAGUGGGACGUCAUCACCCGAAAGGCCACAGACACAAGCUACACCAAUCUUGUGCGACUUAUCUGUAUCGAUGAGAUUCAUCUCUUGCACGAUGACAGAGGUCCGGUCUUGGAGAGUAUUGUGUCUCGAACCAUCCGCCGUACGGAGCAGACUGGCGAUCCAGUCCGCAUUGUUGGUCUUUCUGCUACUCUGCCCAAUUACCACGAUGUGGCGACCUUCCUGAGAGUUGACAAGAAGGAUCUAUUCCACUUUGACGGUACUUUCCGUCCUUGUCCUCUCAAGCAAGAAUUCAUCGGCGUCACAGACAAGAAGGCCAUUAAGCAGCUCAAGACGAUGAACGACGUCUGCUACACCAAAGUCCUCGAGCAGGUGGGUCAGAACAAGAAUCAAAUGCUCAUCUUCGUGCAUUCACGAAAAGAGACGGCCAAGACGGCCAAGUACAUUCGUGACAAGGCGAUGGAGCUGGAAACCAUUGGACAGAUUCUUCGAACCGAUGCCGCUAGUCGCGAGAUUCUUCGUGAGGAAGCUGAGAGUGUGCAGAAUGCGGAGCUGAAGGAUGUGCUUCCCUACGGAUUCGGUAUCCAUCACGCUGGUAUGAGCCGGGCUGAUCGAACUGCUGUGGAGGAUCUCUUUUCCGAUGGUGCUAUCCAAGUGCUGGUCUGCACCGCAACUCUUGCUUGGGGUGUCAACUUACCAGCACAUACUGUCAUCAUCAAGGGCACAUCCAUCUACUCUCCCGAAAAGGGUUCUUGGGUGGAGCUUAGCCCACAGGAUGUCCUCCAGAUGCUUGGUCGUGCUGGACGUCCGCAGUAUGAUACCUAUGGUGAAGGAAUCAUCAUCACGACACAGACCGAGAUUCAGUACUAUCUGUCAUUGAUGAAUCAGCAACUUCCGAUAGAGUCGCAGUUUGUCUCAAAACUGGCGGACAAUCUCAAUGCUGAAAUUGUCCUCGGCAAUAUCAGAUCUCGCGACGAAGGCGUCGAAUGGCUUGGAUACACAUAUCUCUUCGUUCGAAUGUUGCGAUCGYCGGCGUUGUAUCAAGUCGGUGCGGACUACGAAGAGGAUGAAACGCUCGAGCAGAGGAGAGUCGACCUCAUUCACUCCGCUGCUGUGGUAUUGGAGAAGGCUAGUCUGGCCAAGUACGACAAGAAGACUGGACGCCUGCAAUCUACGGAUCUCGGUCGGGUCGCCAGUCAUUACUACAUCACCCACAACAGCAUGUUGACCUACAACAUGCACAUCCAGCCUUCGGUCAGCCCCAUUGAGCUCUUCCGUGUGUUUGCGCUUAGCGACGAGUUCAAGUAUAUUCCCGUUCGACAAGACGAGAAGCUAGAACUCGCAAAGCUACUUGGUCGCGUUCCCAUCCCCGUAAAGGAGACGAUCGAUGAGCCGCAAUGCAAGAUCAACGUCCUCUUACAAGCAUACGUCAGCAGACUGAAGCUUGAGGGGUUGGCACUCAUGGCAGAUCUUGUAUAUGUCACUCAAUCCGCGGGACGAAUUCUGAGAGCCAUGUUUGAGAUUGCGUUGAAGAAAGGUUGGGCAUCCGUAGCAAAGGAUGCGUUGGCUCUUUGUAAGAUGGCCGAGAAGCGCAUGUGGCCGACCAUGACGCCUCUUCGUCAAUUCCCAGACUGCUCGCCCGACAUUAUCAAGAAGGCCGAGCGUAUGGAUGUUCCCUGGUCCAGCUACUUUGAUCUGGACCCACCUCGCAUGGGAGAAUUACUCGGCAUGCCCAAGCAGGGCCGCCAGGUCUGCAAUUUGAUUGCGAAAUUCCCCAGAAUGGAUAUUCAAGCGCAAUGUCAACCCAUCACCAGGAGUAUGCUUCGGGUCGAGCUGACACUGACUCCCAAGUUUGAGUGGGAUGAUGCAAUUCACGGCCGCGCUGAAGCAUGGUGGAUCUUGGUUGAGGACUGCGAUGGUGAGGACAUACUCUUCCACGACCAAUUCAUUCUCCGCAAGGACUACGCUCUGGCUGAGAUGAACGAGCACAUUGUGGAGUUUACCAUUCCCAUCACCGAGCCCAUGCCUCCCAACUACUUCAUCUCGGUUGUCAGCGACAGGUGGAUGCACGCGGAGAGCAAGCUUACCCUUUCCUUCCAGAAGCUGGUUCUGCCGGAGAGGUUCCCACCGCACWCACCCUUGCUGGAUAUGCAGCCUCUUCCGGUGCAGGCUCUGAAGCGGGCAGACUACGUUGAUCUGUUCCCUGACUGGUCGCAGUUCAACAAGAUUCAGACGCAGACUUUCAACGCUCUCUUUCAGUCAGAUGACAACGUCUUCGUUGGCGCUCCUACUGGCGCUGGGAAGACUGUCUGUGCUGAGUUCGCACUCCUGCGACACUUCACCAAGGCCAACGCUGGCAAGGCAGUGUACAUUGCACCCUUCCAGCAGCAGAUUGAUGCCAGACACAAGAUCUGGCAGGCGAGGCUGGGACCCUUGGCUGGUGGCAAAGAGAUUGUGAAGCUCACUGGCGAAACGACGGCUGAUCUGAAGCUCAUCGAGAGGGGUCACCUGAUCCUCGCAACUCCAGUACAGUGGGACAUGAUGUCAAGACAAUGGCAGCGGAGGAAGAACGUCCAAAACGUAAGCCUGAUCAUCGCCGAUGACCUUCACAUGCUCGGAGGACAGGCCGGCUACAUCUAUGAAGCCGUCAUGUCUCGCYCUCAAGCUAUCAAAGCUCAGCUUGAGAACGACUUGCGGACAGUUGGUCUCAGCGUCUCCCUCACCAAUGCGAGAGAUGUCGGCGAGUGGAUCGGCUGCAGCAAGCACACCAUCUUCAACUUCAGCCCCAACAGCAGACCCAUAUCGUUGAACUUGCACUUGCAGACAUUCAACAUCCCGCAUUUCCCCUCGCUCAUGCUGGCGAUGACCAAGCCCACGUACCAAGCCGUCUUGCAGUACGCCCCAGAAAAGCCAGCAAUGAUCUUUGUGCCCAGUCGAAAGCAAGUCCGGAAUACUGCACAGGAUUUGCUUGCGGCGUGCGUUGCUGAUGAUGACGAGGAUCGAUUUCUGCACACCGACGCAGAGCAACUGGCACCCAUCCUCGCACGCGUCAAGGAGAAGUCUCUGGCGGAAUCCCUCGCGCAUGGUAUCGCCUACUACCAUGAAGCUCUGAGUGAUUCGGACAAGCGCAUCGUGGAGACACUGUUCACACAAGGCGCAGCACAAGUCAUGCUCGUCUCGCGAGACUGUUGCUGGGAAGUGCAGAGUGUUGCACAUCUUGUCAUCGUCAUGGGCACGCAAUUCUUCGAGGGUCGGGAACAUCGCUACAUUGACUACCCCAUCAGUGAUGUUCUGCAGAUGUUUGGAAAAGCCGGACGCCCGCUCACGGAUCGCGAUUGUCGAGGUGUGCUCAUGUGUCCGGAUGUCAAGCGCAGCUACUACAAGAAAUUCUUGGGCGAGGCAUUGCCAAUUGAGAGUCAACUGCAAUCAUACAUGCAUGAUGCCUUUGUCACGGAGAUCAGUACCAAGACGAUUGAGUCAACGCAGGAUGCCGUGGAUUGGACAACGUAUACUUUCUUGUACAGGAGGUYGCUGGCCAACCCCAGCUUCUACGGCAUGCUGGACACUUCACAUGAUGGCCUGAGCGCGUACCUCUCCGAGCAAGUCGAAGGCACGCUGAAGGACCUCUCUGACGCGAAGAUCAUUGAGCUUGAUGAGGAUGAAGACACUGUCGCGCCUCUGAACGCAGCCAUGAUCGCGGCAUACUACAACAUCUCCUUCAUCACCAUGCAGACAUUACUCCUCUCCCUCAAACGCGGCACAAAAUUGAAGGGUAUCCUCGAGAUUGUUACGGCCGCCACGGAAUUUGAAGACAUUCAGAUCCGCCGGCAUGAAGAGCACAUUUUGGAACGCAUCUAUGAUCGCGUACCCGUCAAGCUCUCCGAACCAAACUUUGAAUCACCGCAUUUCAAGGCCUUUAUCCUCUUGCAAGCACACUUCUCUCGCAUGCAACUUCCUACAGAUCUUGCGAAGGACCAAGAACUCAUCCUCGGCAAAGUAUUGAAUCUCCUAUCCGCUUGCGUGGAUGUCCUAUCUUCAGAAGGACACCUCAACGCCAUGAACGCCAUGGAAAUCAGCCAGAUGGUCGUCCAAGCCAUGUGGGAUCGUGAUUCUCCUCUCAAACAACUCCCUCACGCCACAGAUGAGGUUGUGGAGACAUGCGCCAAAUUCGGGAUCAAAGACGUUCUCGAAUUCCAAGACGCCAUGGAUCCCGAUGAGAAUCCCGACCAUAAGAAAUUGAUGGAUGGUCUCGGAUGGAAUCCCAAACAAUUGGGAGAUGUAGCGACAUUUAUCAACUCUCGCUACCCGAACGUCGAAUUGGAGUUCGAGGUUGAGGAUCAAGAGAACAUCACAGCUGGAUCGCCUGCUUACAUUAAUGUGAGCAUCACGCGACAAUUGGAAGAGGACGAGGAGGCGGAUUUGAGGGUUCAAGCACCUUUCUACCCCGGGGUCAAGAUGGAGAAUUGGUGGUUGGUGAUUGGGGAGGAGAAGGGCAGGAAUUUGUUGGCGAUCAAGAGGGUUACGCUUCUGAGGGAGCUUAAGACCAAAUUGGAAUUUGUGGUCGAGGAACAAGGAAAGAAGGAGUUGACGGUUUUCUUGAUGAGUGAUUGUUAUGUCGGGGUUGAUCAGGCGCCGAGCUUCGUGGUUGACGUUGGGGAAGGGGUGGAGGAGAGUGACGAGGAGGGUGGAGAUGGGGAUGGAGAUGCUGAGAUGGAAGGGUAG